AUGUCCGACUCUAGCCAUGCGGGCCUCCAACCCGCAGCCGUCGAGUCCAUCGCUGGCCUCAGCGCCGGCACCAUAGCGACACUGGUUGUGCACCCUCUGGACAUUGUCAAGACGCGCAUGCAGAUCUACCGCAGCGUGAGCGACCCCCUCUCGAAGCCGCCCACGACCGUCCGCCUCCUCCGCUCGCUCACGUCGACGCCCCGGCCAAUUGCCUCGCUGUACAGGGGCUUGACGCCGAACCUCGUCGGCAACGCCACCAGCUGGGCGUCUUUCUUCUUCUUCAAGCUACGCUUCGAGCGCCUCCUCGCGCAGCGCCACGGGGUGGCCGACGGAGACGGAAACGGCGGUGCGCCGCGCCCCUCGCCGGGCGACUACUUUGUCGCAAGCGCCCUCGCUGGCGCGGCCACGUCGGCGCUCACCAAUCCCAUCUGGGUGAUCAAGACGCGGAUGCUGUCAUCGGACAGCGGUGCCCGCGGCGCCUACCCGUCCAUGACGGCCGGCGCGCGCGCCAUCCUGCGCAACGAAGGCGUCCUGGGCUUCUACCGCGGGCUCGGCGUCUCUCUGGUCGGCGUCUCGCACGGCGCCGUGCAGUUUGCCGUCUACGAGCCGCUCAAGCGCGCCUACUACGGGCGCCGACUGCGCCGCCGCGGCCUCGCCACCGUGGCCUCCCCCAUGAGCCCCGAGGCCACUGUCGUCAUAUCGAGCUGCGCCAAGCUCGUCGCCGGCGCCGCCACGUACCCGUACCAGGUGGUGCGCAGCCGGCUGCAAAAUUACCAGGCCGACGAGCGCUUCGGCCGCGGUGCCAGCGGCGUCGUGGCUCGGAUAUGGCGCGAGGAGGGCAUCCGGGGGUUUUAUCGGGGCCUGGUACCAGGCGUGGUGCGUGUCAUGCCAGCGACGUGGGUGACUUUUUUGGUGUACGAGAACGUCAAGUUUCAUCUGCCUCGUUGGGUAGCAGCCCAAGCAUGA
Beauveria bassiana ARSEF 2860 is the source of this 966-nucleotide messenger RNA. Its product is annotated as FAD carrier protein FLX1. NCBI's taxonomy places the organism in Eukaryota, Fungi, Ascomycota, Sordariomycetes, Hypocreales, Cordycipitaceae. Gene Ontology annotation, molecular function: FAD transmembrane transporter activity; folic acid transmembrane transporter activity. The transcript is spliced from 2 exons. The record is from RefSeq and is a predicted model, not a curated record. The coding region runs from base 1 to 966 and encodes 321 amino acids. Gene Ontology annotation, biological process: folate import into mitochondrion; nucleotide transport. Gene Ontology annotation, cellular component: mitochondrion.